CUCAACCAUCAGCAGGAGUGCUGAAAACCGAUCGGUCAGACAGGAGGGCCCUCGAUGACCCCCAGAGAGCCGCCUAAGACUCCGAUUGAUUGAACUUUGGCCGAGACACCACACGGUGCACUCACACGGCCGGCACUGAUUGUUUCAGCGGCUCAACACUCGCAAGGGCGGCGACAGACUUUGGCCAAAUAUUUCAGCCAUGACUCCGUGGCACUCGUCGAGUGGCCCUGCCCGGCCGGCUGCUAUCAGCGGCUGGUAUCUGCGUCGCUUCCGUGUCUGUGAAUUGAUCAAGAGAACGGCACCGAACGCUACUCGAUGGAAUUCCUGGAAACCGAACCAAAGAUAGCCACACCCGCACCCAAACCACUCCAGAGUGGAGUACCCGGGAUUAUGGCCAGAACUAACUGUUGGGAGCGGAGCAGCCAGAACUUGCCACAGAAAAGUGUGCAUCCCAAAAGGCGUCAAAGUUUUUAGUACGAAUCGAUCCAGAUAUUUUGUAAGCCAUGCGUUUGGCCAAAUGCUUGUGUUGCAUACCCCUUCGAGUGGGCGUGAUCCUGACGGGCUGUCUGUUCGGCGCCACGGACCUCAUAAUCGGCAGCUACGGGCUGUACAUGGUGAUUCGGCGGGAGUUCCCCGACAACGUGGUGGAGUUCUUCCGGACCAUGGACACCCUCACGUGCGUGGCCUGCUUCACGGGCACCUUCUACUUGAUGGCCUUCAACGACCUGAUGCUCAUCUAUGGCGCCAUCAGGAAAAAGUCCGGCUACAUUGGUCCCUGGCUGAUGGUCAACUUUGUGGUUCUCAUCUGCACGAUGGUCACGGCCCUGGUGAGCGGCAUAGCCAUCAUACGAAUCGGUGAGGCAGAGCCCCGACCACACGCCCCGCAUCGAUUCAUCCAUUCAUUGUUUCAGUCGUCCUCAGUUAUUGCAUGUUCGUCGUGAACUCCUUCUACGAUGAGCUCACGGAGGAGGACGAUUGAUUGGAGUUGGGAGCUGGGAGCUUUCCUCAAUGAAAUUAUCAGUUAAAAGAUUGCGAAUAAACUUUACGAAACUUGUUCCUACU
Molecule: messenger RNA, 1062 nt
Organism: Drosophila pseudoobscura
Lineage: Eukaryota; Metazoa; Arthropoda; Insecta; Diptera; Drosophilidae
Exons: 2
Coding region: 504-941 (145 amino acids)
Source: RefSeq, a predicted model, not a curated record